This is a messenger RNA of Cajanus cajan (pigeon pea), 1254 nucleotides long. RefSeq names its product rRNA processing protein-like protein. The record is from RefSeq and is a predicted model, not a curated record. NCBI's taxonomy places the organism in Eukaryota, Viridiplantae, Streptophyta, Magnoliopsida, Fabales, Fabaceae. Gene Ontology annotation, biological process: ribosomal large subunit biogenesis; rRNA processing. Gene Ontology annotation, cellular component: nuclear periphery; nucleolus; preribosome, large subunit precursor.
AAAAUAUAAAAGUAAAAGAAAAAUAGAGAUUCAUAUUUCAUUGAGACCUUAAACCCUAAACUAAAACUGCGCAUCACACAGAGCUUCGCUCGUUCAGCUUUCUCUGCCGUGUCACUGCUUCCCUAGGUUAAAUGGAAAUUCCUUCAGUAAAUGAUGUUACAAGGAUCGAGGAUGAGACUGCAGAUCUGAGUGAAGAAAUGUCAUCAUCGGAAUCAGAACAGGAAGAAGAUGUGAGAUUAACUGAGCCAUCUAAAAAUGCAGUAUAUAACCGAGAUGCUCUACUAGAUAAACUUGGAGACAUCAGCUGGCCAGAGAAUGUGGACUGGAUACACAAACUCUCUGUUGAUAUUGAUCAAGAGCAAGAAGUAGAUGUCAAUGAUGACUUGGCACGGGAACUUGCUUUCUACACACAGGCAUUAGAGGGAACUAGGCAGGCCUUUGAGAAACUUCAGUCAAUGGGUCUCCCUUUUCUAAGACCUGCAGACUAUUAUGCAGAGAUGGUAAAGACAGAUGGCCACAUGGAAAAGGUGAAAGGUCGCUUAUUAGCAGAGAAGCGAAAGAUGGAAGAGGCUGAAGAGAGAAGAAAGGCCAGGGAGGCCAAGAGAUUGUCCAAAGAGAUUCAGGCUCAGAAAUUGAAAGAACGGGCUAAGAAGAAAAAGGAUGACAUUGAAUCUGUUAAGAAAUGGAGGAAGCAGAGGCAACAAAGUGGUUUUGCUGACAAUGGCAAUGAUGCAGAUAUGGAUUUCAACUUUGAGGACGGAAAGGUUUUCGAGAGGUCAAAUAAGAAAAGGCCUGGAGUGUCUCCAUGGGAUCGAUCAGGAGGGAAGGCAAAGCAAGCAUUUGGUAAAGGAAAGAAACAGAAGAAGAGAGAUGGUAGGGAUUCCAAAUUUGGUUUUGGAGGCAAGAAGGGAAUGAAAAAGCAGAAUACUGCCGACACCACCAAUGAUUUUAGUAAAUUCAAUAAGGGUGCUGCUGCAGGAAAUAAGAAGAGAAAGAGGUAAAAUGCAAUCUUCUUUGCUUUGUUUUGAGGAAGUGAUGUCGUGAAUGAGUCAAUGGCCGUAUCUUAGGAAUUUUCAUCUACUCUUUUAAUGUUAUUUUUUGGAUGGUUUUAUGGUAAGCAUUAUCGACAAUUAUAAAUUCUUAAAUAUGUACCCCAAUCUUUGACGUUUUGCUAAAUGAUUAGUUGCUUUAUGUAGCCCAUUGCUAUGAGGUAUACGGUGUAGUUUUAUUUUGAGUAAAGCAGUUUAGCGUAGA